Messenger RNA from Miscanthus lutarioriparius, 633 nucleotides. The record is from the annotation of a GenBank genome assembly. Lineage: Eukaryota; Viridiplantae; Streptophyta; Magnoliopsida; Poales; Poaceae.
AUGCCGGCGGCGGCGAUGCGGGGGGACAUCACGUACAGCGGGCGGGCGCGGCGGGUGGCCGUGCUCCGCUGCCUCGUCGCCGCCAUGGUGGUCACCAUCCUCCUCGCGGGGCUGGCGGCGCUCAUCUUCUGGCUCGUGGUCCGGCCCAAGCCCAUCGACUACACCAUCACCGGCGCCGUGGCGCGCCACUUCAACGUGACGCCGCCACCCGACGCCACGGCCAACGCGACGUUCUACCUCACGCUCGCCACCGACAACCCGAACCGGCGCGUGUCGAUCCUGUACGAGUGGGUGGAGUUCCGCGUGCUGUACGGCGAGGCGGCGCAGCUGGCGAUCGAGGACGCGCCGGCGCCGUUCUGGCAGCCGCACCGCAACGAGACGCGGCUGGAGGUGCGCGCCGUGGCGCGGUCGGUGCCCGUCGGGGAGCAGACCGCGCGGGAGCUGCGGCACGACCUCGCGGCGGGGCAGGUGGGCGUCGACGUCCGGAUGCGCGCGCGCGUCCAGUUCAAGGUCGGCGGCGUCAGGAGCAGGCGCUACGACCUGCAGGCGUUCUGCUCGCCCGUCGUCAUCGGCCUCGCGCCGUCGUCUGCAAGGUCGUUCCAGAGCGUGCCGUGCGACGUCGCCAUCUCGUGA